AUCAGCGUCGUAGGAAGUCCCGCCCCUUUCCAAUGACGGCAACGGCGCUGUGUUGUGAGUCUGCUGGUAGCAAAACCUCACAUUACUGCACAUUACAGUUCGUUAUUUAAAUCAAGCGUUCGUGAUCUGAAGAAGGGCUGUACAUUGCGGAAUAUCAUGUCAGACACGGAGACCAAGCCCUCAAGUGAUGGAGGUGAGAAGAAAGAUGGAGAAUAUAUUAAACUGAAAGUGAUCGGUCAGGACAACAGUGAAAUUCACUUCAAAGUGAAGAUGACGACACAUUUAAAGAAGCUGAAGGAGUCCUACAGUCAGAGACAGGGUGUACCCAUGAACUCUCUACGGUUUCUUUUUGAGGGACAGAGAAUUGCAGACAACCAGACCCCCAAAGAGAUAGAAGCUAGCCAAAUUAUGCAGAUGCCAACAUGGACAGGUGUGUGA
Molecule: messenger RNA, 438 nt
Organism: Sinocyclocheilus grahami
Lineage: Eukaryota; Metazoa; Chordata; Actinopteri; Cypriniformes; Cyprinidae
Product: small ubiquitin-related modifier 1-like
Exons: 5
Coding region: 157-438 (93 amino acids)
Molecular function (GO): protein binding
Source: RefSeq, a predicted model, not a curated record